Zingiber officinale is the source of this 2140-nucleotide messenger RNA. RefSeq names its product CTP synthase-like. Lineage: Eukaryota; Viridiplantae; Streptophyta; Magnoliopsida; Zingiberales; Zingiberaceae. Gene Ontology annotation, biological process: pyrimidine nucleobase biosynthetic process; CTP biosynthetic process. Bases 151 to 1863 code for a protein of 570 amino acids. Gene Ontology annotation, molecular function: identical protein binding; CTP synthase activity. The transcript is spliced from 22 exons. The record is from RefSeq and is a predicted model, not a curated record.
GCUCUUUAAUCCCGGCGCUGGACGUCGUCUUGAAAACGGAACUCGAGCCGCCGUCUUCACACACCGCGUCGUACGUCCAGCGGCCGGAUUUUUGGAGGCGCUCUCGCGCCGGAGGGACGGGGCAGUGCCAUCCUGGUGAACUUUCUGGAAAUGGAGGGCGAAGGAGGAGGCGCCGAGAGGCCGAUGAAGUACGUGCUGGUGACGGGCGGCGUGGUGAGCGGGCUGGGGAAGGGCGUCACCGCAAGCAGCGUCGGGGUCGUCCUCAAAUCCUGCGGGCUUCGUGUUACUUCCAUCAAAAUAGAUCCGUACUUGAAUACAGAUGCAGGGACAAUGUCUCCUUUUGAACACGGAGAGGUUUUUGUUCUUGAUGAUGGCGGCGAGGUGGAUUUGGACCUUGGAAACUAUGAACGCUUUUUGGAUGUUACUCUUACUAGAGAUAAUAAUAUUACCACCGGAAAGAUUUAUCAGUCUGUCCUUGAGAAAGAAAGGAAGGGUGACUAUCUCGGAAAGACUGUGCAGGUUGUGCCUCACAUCACUGACGCCGUAAAGAAUUGGAUUGAAUUAGUAGCAUCUGUACCUGUUGAUGGCAAAGAAGGGGCAGCUGAUGUUUGUGUGAUUGAAUUGGGUGGAACUGUUGGUGAUAUUGAGUCAAUGCCAUUUAUUGAAGCUUUACGCCAGUUAUCUUUUUCUGUAGGUAAAGAAAAUUUCUGCCUCAUUCAUGUGAGCCUUGUUCCAGUACUUGGUGUAGUCGGUGAGCAAAAGACAAAGCCAACACAACACAGUGUACGAGAACUAAGGGCUUUGGGUUUGACUCCUGACCUAUUAGUUUGUCGUUCUUCUCAGCCUAUACAAGAAAAUACUAAAGUCAAACUUUCACAAUUUUGUCAUGUCUCGGUUUCUAACAUCUUGAAUAUCCAUGAUGUUCCAAACAUUUGGCAUGUUCCACUUCUACUCCGGAGUCAAGGUGCACAUGAAGCUAUUGUAAAACAAUUGAAUCUUUUCAGUAAGGCAACUCCUCCUGAUUUAAUGAGUUGGACACAGAUGGCAGAAACAUAUGAUAACCUCACUAACUCAGUUAAGAUUGCUAUGGUUGGGAAGUAUACUGGCCUAACUGAUUCAUAUUUGUCUGUGACAAAGGCUCUUUUACAUGCCUGUGUUGCAUGCUCAUUGAGGCCAUCUAUUGAAUGGAUUGCAGCGUCAGACCUUGAAGAUGAGAGUGCAGCAGUAACACCGGAAGCUCAUGAGCUGGCAUGGCGAAUGUUGAAGGGUUCUUCAUGCAUUCUCGUUCCCGGUGGUUUUGGUGAUCGUGGAGUGCAAGGAAUGGUAUUAGCAGCAAAAUAUGCCAGGGAACACAAAAUUCCAUACCUUGGCAUUUGCUUGGGAAUGCAGAUUUCUGUGAUUGAGAUCUCUAGAUCGAUUUUGGGUUUACAAAGAGCAAACAGUGAAGAGUUUGACCCUCAAACACCAGACCCUGUUGUAAUCUUCAUGCCUGAGGGUUCAAGAACACACAUGGGAAGUACAAUGAGACUGGGGACCCGGAGAACUUUCAUCAAAGAACCUGAUUGUAUCACUUCUAAACUCUACAAAGGUGCUGCUUAUGUGGAUGAACGACAUCGACACAGAUACGAGGUGAACCCAAACUACCUCGGGAAGUUGUCAAGUACAGGGCUCGAGUUUGUUGGCAACGAUGAAAGUGGGACUCGAAUGGAGGUCUUGGAGCUUCGUGACCAUCCCUACUACAUAGGAGUGCAAUUUCAUCCAGAGUUUAAAUCAAGACCAGCAAAACCUUCUGCUUUAUUUUUAGGUCUUAUAUUGGCCGCAACUGGACAACUACAAUCCUAUUUAGAUAGACUGAGAUUCUAACUCAGGCUAAGGGUGUGCUUCCGAAGCGAGAGAGAGAGUUAAAGUUUGUUGUUUGUUCUCUAAUUUGAAUUGCUCAAAGUUGAGGUUGCUCCCUGCUUACAUUUCUUUCUUGAAUUAGAGUAGAAAACAAAAAAGAAGAAUAUAUAUGGAACUCAAUAGAGCAUAGUUGCCUCAAGGUUUGCUUAACUUUAUGGUGUACCAAUUGUGCAGUGUAAUCAACCAUUCAGUUUUGUAGUUUACUUGAAUUCCAGUUUAAUUAGCAGUUGCAAUUUAAUUA